UAUCUUGUCUUUGCUCUUGUGCGCGUGUUUUCCGAUUUUCUCUGCGGGUUGGUGCGUCAUGGACGUUAGGGGUUGUUGAAUCGAGCAGGAAAAACCCCAUAAAAAGUGCGAUGGUGUCCCCCAAGGCGGUGUUGGGACUCUGUGCGGGAGUUUCCGCGACCCUCUUCAUCGGAUACUGCAUCUACUUCGACAAAAAACGCCACACAGACCCAGAUUUUAAGAAGAAAUUACGUGAACGACGCAGAGCACAAAGGGCUAAUAAUUCAUCGGGAAAGCGCACAAAAACAGUUUUCCCCGAUAUGAAAGAUCACGAGGCAGUACAAAGGUUCUUCCUUCAAGAGAUCCAACUUGGAGAAGAACUUUUGGCCGCCGGAGAUUUGGAAAAUGGAGUGGACCAUUUGGGCAAUGCCGUUGCCGUUUGCGGUCAACCCAAUGAUCUUUUACAGGUGCUACAGCAAACCUUACAACCAGAAGUGUUCCAUCUAUUGGUCAAGAGGCUGCCCGCAGUGGCUCCUCGCAUUAUGAAAGCACAAAGUUCAUCUCUCCAAGAGGACGAUGUCGAGUGAUGGAGAUGAUUUUUUUUGUUUAAGCUCCUAGUCUCAAGGACUUUUUUUUAGUGUCAAAUCACAUUUAUACUUUUGUGCUUCAGGUUUGAAUGCAAUAAAUUAUUUAGGAAAAUUUAAUGCAUUCGUAAAUAUUUAAAGAGUGGUGGCAGAAAGUUUUUUUUUUGUUUGUUUGAUGGAAUAUAGUACAAAUGUAUUUCAUAUAUUGUGUAUAUGAUAAAUACAAUGCCUAAAGUUGUCACUAAAAAAAUACACCUUGCCGUAGUCUUGUUGGAUAGAUAAAGUUUAAAUAUGUGUUGUUCUAAUUGGAGGAAACUAUUUUCAGUAAUAAAGCAGGAGGUUUGUUGCAUAAAGCAAUACUAUUAAUUGAUUUGUUGUUCUUUUUUAUAUCGUCUUGAGUUUCUGUAAAUAAAGGUUAAAAGCAAC
Messenger RNA from Anthonomus grandis grandis, 989 nucleotides. It is a transcript of the gene Tom20, whose product is annotated as mitochondrial import receptor subunit TOM20 homolog. The record is from RefSeq and is a predicted model, not a curated record. Gene Ontology annotation, molecular function: transmembrane protein transporter activity. NCBI's taxonomy places the organism in Eukaryota, Metazoa, Arthropoda, Insecta, Coleoptera, Curculionidae. The coding region runs from base 111 to 566 and encodes 151 amino acids. The transcript is spliced from 3 exons. Gene Ontology annotation, cellular component: mitochondrial outer membrane; mitochondrial outer membrane translocase complex. Gene Ontology annotation, biological process: protein targeting; protein import into mitochondrial matrix; tRNA import into mitochondrion.